AUGUCGCUCGACAGUAUGUUUUAAUUAGUUUCGUACUUUAUAAGUGUUUUUAGAGCAUUUGUUCGAGCUGAAAUUUGCUGCAAAGCAAUUGGAAAAGAACGCACAGCGGUGCGAGAAGCAAGAAAAAGUUGAAAAGGAUAAAUUAACUGCUGCGAUAAAGGUCGGAUUUUUUAUUUUCUUUUCAGUUUUGUUUGUUUUUAAUGCUUGAUAUGUCACAUACAAAAACUUAAUAUCGAAAUAAUGAUUUAUUAACACCAACAACAGCGUACUAAAUGAUGAAGAGCAAAUUUUUUUUUGUUUUUGUUUAAAGCUCGUAUCGGAUUUUGUUUAUUAGAACACAAUAAUUAUGAAAAUAAUUAUUGGUUUUUAAAAAGAUUAAUAAAAUUCUUUAUCCACAACAGGUGAGUACAAUGGUAAAUUUUUUAAUAUUGUUAUUGCAACCGUGUGACCUAAAAAAGAAUUUUAGUGUUUAGAAUUUACAAAUUUGUAUGUAUUUCUAUGGAAAUAUAAUGAUUGGACAUGAAAACCCUAAAUAAAUAAUAAUCAUUAUUUUUUUAUGAUUCUGCUUUAUACUACUAGGCGGCUUUGAAGAUUAUCCUGAAGUUUUCAGAAAGGCAACCGCGAAGUUGCUCAGGUCCAUGCUGAGAACGCUAUUCGUAAGAAAAAUGAAUCGGUGAACUACAUUAGGAUGGCCGCGCGCAUCGAUGCCGUAGCUGCACGGGUCCAAACGGCGGCGACACAGGUUGUCAUUGGAAAAGUUGCGAAUUAAUAUGGAGAAUUGCAGAAACGCGUCACGAGUAGUAUGAGCGGAGUCGUGAAAGCCAUGGAAAGUGCAAUGAAGAGCAUGAAUUUGGAAAAGGUACUGCUUGAAAUUUUCGUGGACUAGUCUGCCUAUUCAUCCAAUUAAGUUAAAUUUAGUUAGCCUUAUAAUAAAAAAAUUUUCUCCAUGGAAAUCACUAAAAAUUUGUAACCUUCCUAGGGGAACUUACCAUCACAAUGUACUGCUAGUGUCUUGAUUGAAAACAUUUUAUUUCACGCACACCCGAAAGAAAAUUAUUAAUUGCGGGGGUAUAUGAUUUUGGUGCAUUUGAAUUUUCAAUUUUUGAGGUUCAACAACUGAUGGAUCGUUUCGAACGAGAUUUCGAAAAUCUGGACGUUCACACGGCGACAAUGGAAAAGACUAUGGAUGGAACGACUGUUCUCAAUGCUCCGAAGUCGCAGGUUGACGCUCUGAUUGCGGAAGCCGCUGACAAAGCAGGGUGUGUUAUUUUUUAUGUUUCAUUUUGUACAGGGCUGAUAAUUUAGAAACGUUCUUCGGUUAUUUAAUGAACAUUUCCAACUGUUUCUAGACGCAACUACUCUGGUUAACUAGAUUAAAAAGUCCUUAUGAAAAUUGAAAAAGUUUUUUUUUUCAAAUAUAAAAAAUAUCUCAUCAUUGCAGAGAAAAAUUCAGAAAUCAACUUAGAUUUAUCCAUCUCUUCAUUAAAAAAAAGCUUUUGGAAUUGGAAAACAAAUGGAUGGUGCAAUUUUUGAAUAGAAAAAGUAUAUUCUGCUAGUUUUGGUAGUGAUUGAAAUUUGCAAGCUAUCAACUUGUUAGUUACAGAAAGGGGUUCAAUGACCUUUUUUCGAAAAAUUUAAAAUUUGGUGAAUCUACGAAAGUAUUGCAGUUAGUUUUUUUUUUUCAAUUGUAAAGAGUUGUUUUAACCGUUAUAUUUGUUUAUCACGUAGGGUAUCAAUUUUCUGAGCUCGUGUACAUGAAGGCAAAAGCGGUUUUUUAAUGAAUAUGAAAAAUUUCUCAAACACGCUGAUCACAAUGGACUCAAUAUUUUGGAUGUAAUUGUAUUUCAUGAGGGUUCUCUAUAAUGGGAGAUCAUAGUGAUCACCAAAAAUAACCUGCUAAUGCAUGGGAGAGAAUAUUCUAAUUAUUGAUGCUUUAUUUCAACCUCCAUGAAACAGUUACUGUAUCGUAAGGAAAAAUUGGUUUGCAGCAUUGAACUCAACCAAGAACUGCCUUCCAACGUUCCGACUUCUCUGCCGGCCUCUUCGGCCACCGUUGGCGAAGACUCGGCUCUCACGGAACGCCUUGCCGCCCUUCGCAAUAUGUAG
Molecule: messenger RNA, 2106 nt
Organism: Caenorhabditis auriculariae
Lineage: Eukaryota; Metazoa; Nematoda; Chromadorea; Rhabditida; Rhabditidae
Source: the annotation of a GenBank genome assembly